This is a messenger RNA of Ictalurus furcatus (blue catfish), 2540 nucleotides long. RefSeq names its product phospholipase A2, group VI (cytosolic, calcium-independent) (gene pla2g6). Lineage: Eukaryota; Metazoa; Chordata; Actinopteri; Siluriformes; Ictaluridae. Gene Ontology annotation, molecular function: protein binding. Gene Ontology annotation, cellular component: mitochondrion. The transcript has 18 exons. Gene Ontology annotation, biological process: cardiolipin acyl-chain remodeling; positive regulation of ceramide biosynthetic process. The record is from RefSeq and is a predicted model, not a curated record. The coding region runs from base 90 to 2540 and encodes 816 amino acids.
CGCAGACAGUCAGAGCAGAGCUGAGCAGCUCAAGCCGUCAGCGGUUAAUCUUGAGCGGAUGAGGCGGCCGGUUUAACUCCGAGGUCAGAAUGCAGUUCCUGGGCCGCAUCAUUGGGACGGUGAGCAAUGUGUUCACCAACCCAUACCGGGUUCGGGAGGUCCAGCUGGCGGACUACAGGAGUAAGGUGAAGAUGAAGCAGGAUGGGAGGGUGAUGCUGUACAGGGACACUUCCUCCCAAGCCUGGGACUGCGUCCUCAUCAUGCCCGACAACCCAGUUAUGGCACUGAGGUUGUUCCAGGUGUCGUCAGAGGAGGACGCCGCCAACUGGUUCCCUCAGUACGCCCUCAAGCUCCGCCCCUUUUACGAAACCCUCCGUCCACCUCUCAAACCCGAGACGCUCCAGCCGAUAGUAGAUUGUCUGCGGAACCACCCGGACUGGAGCUCCGCCCACAUUGCUGUGGACACCGGCCUGCGGGACUGCCUGAAGCACAACCAUGUUUUGAGUCAGAUGAACGUGCGGGACGCACAGGGCCAGACUCCGCUGCACCUGGCUUGCGAGCGCGGCGAGACUGGCUGCGUGCGAGAGCUGUUAGAGGAAUGCCAGGCUCGCACCGACAUCCGAGAUAAGAACGGUGACACACCCAUGCACUGCGCUGCCAAGCAGGACUCGGCCGUCAUCGUGGAGGUGCUGUGCUCUCAGAUGUGUGCCGGCGUGAACGAGCUGAACCACGCUGGAGAGACGCCGCUACACAUUGCGUGCCGCUUGGGAAAGACCGAGGCGGCCAGGGCGCUGAUGGGAGGCGGGGCUCGUUGCGACACCGUCGGGGGCGUCGGCUACCCGAUCCACACGGCCAUGAAGUACAGUGCCAGGGGCUGUGCUGAAGCCAUUCUGGCUGCUGAUUUUAAUCAGCUGCAGGCCGAGGACCCCGUGUACGGCGGAACCCCUCUCCACUGGGCCAAGACUGCAGAAAUGAGUCGCCUGCUGCUGGACCACGGCUGCAGCACGAACUACCUCAGCAAGACCGGCGAGAGUGCGUUACACAUCCUGACCAAGAGGGGGCGCUACGAGGCCGCCAUGACGCUGCUCAUCCACGGAGCUGACCCUAACAUCAAGGGCCAGGACGGAAACACGGCUUUGCAUCUAGCCAUGAAGCUGGACCACAUGGACCUGAUAAAAGCGCUCAUUGUGUUCGGAGCUGACGUGGAGAUGCACAACGACCUGGGAGAGACGCCAGGACUGAUCGCAGCACGCACCAGCAAGGGCCCCAACCGUAAGGUGUUGCUGAAGAUGCUGCAAUGCGUCGGGGUGGAGCGAUGUGGCCCGCCCUCCCCCGACUUCCCAACCCCCGUCACCAACAGACCUCCGCCCCUGUCUAUAGGAAUUAACGAACUGAUUCACGCGGCGGCCGCCAUCUCCGCCAUGAGCCAAGGGUACGCCGAAGUCGACGGGUUCAGGACGAGCAAAAAGAUGGACAGAUUGCUGUGUCUGGACGGAGGAGGUAUCAAGGGCCUGGUCCUGAUCCAGAUGCUGAUCGCGCUGGAGAAAGAAGCGGGUCGACCCGUCCGAGAGCUCUUUGACUGGGUGGCCGGAACCAGCACUGGCGGCAUCCUGGCUCUGGCUGUCACCCACGGUAAAUCGAUGGAGUACCUGCGCUGUCUGUAUUUCCGGAUGAAGGAUCAGGUGUUUAAAGGCUCGAGGCCGUACGAGUCGGCGCCGCUGGAGGAUUUCCUCAAGCAGGAGUUCGGAGAGAACACCAAGAUGACUGAGGUCCAACACCCCAAAGUGAUGGUCACUAGUGUUUUAGCAGACAGACACCCCGGGGAGUUGCACAUCUUCAGAAAUUACGACGCUCCUACUAUACCCCGAGACCCUCCAUAUGCUUCCACGGCCACUUUCAGACCCCUCACCACCCCACAAGGCUGGGAGGAUGAGGAUGUGUUGAUAGUGGGAUACACUCAGGAACCUGUCAGAAAGCGUAGGAAGGUGACUGAUGAAGAGCAAGUCGUGUGGCGUGCGGCCCGGUCCAGUGGCGCUGCCCCCACUUACUUUCGACCAAUGGGGCGCUUCCUGGACGGCGGGCUGCUGGCCAAUAACCCCACGUUAGACGCCAUGACUGAGAUCCACCAGUACAACAAAUCACUGAAGGCUCAGGGUCGGGGAGAUGAGGUGUGUCGUCUGGGUGUGGUGGUGUCUUUGGGUACUGGGAAACCUCCGCAGGUGUCGGUAAACUCUGUGGACGUGUUUAGACCCUCGAACCCUCUGGAGCUGGCUAAGAGCUUUGUAGGAGCCAAAGAGUUGGGCAAGAUGCUGGUGGACUGUUGCACUGACUCAGAUGGGUGUGCAGUAGACCGAGCCAGAGCAUGGUGUGAGAUGACAGAUAUAAACUAUCACAGGAUGAGUCCUCAGCUCUCCACCGAGGUUCUUCUGGAUGAAGUGAGCGACGCCGUUCUGGUGAACAUGCUGUGGGAGACGCAGAUGUACCUCUAUGAGAACCGGGAGCUCAUACACACCCUUGCACAGCAGCUUCUGCAGCCCUGA